AUGCAAGAGGACAAGAGCUCAAAAACGUUUGGUCGCAUUCUUCUUGGUAUCUGUGGAGGAAUUGGUCUUGGUCUUACUGUGCUAGCUGCACCUUUUCUAACACCAGCACUUCGACGUCAUGCACUUCCAUACGUUCCCGCAACAAGAGAACAAUUGGAUAAUAUAUUUCAUUUAUUACGACAAUAUUCUACCAAGCAACGUCGACAUUUAAUCGAUCUCGGUAGUGGAGACGGACGGAUUGUUUUCGAAGCUGUGCAACAAGGUUUUCCUUGUGCCACUGGAAUUGAAAUCAAUCGUGUGUUAGUUUAUUAUGCAAGAUUAAAAGCAUAUGUCUCAGGUCAAAGCAAGAUUUGUCAUUUUAAACGAGCAAAUCUCUGGAAGUAUGAUUUAUCAAAAUAUGAUACAAUUGUUCUUUUUGGUGUUGAUACCAUGAUGGAGCCAUUAUUAAAAAAGCUCUCGAAAGAAAUAGCGGACGAGAGUGUUGUGAUUACUUGUCGUUAUCAAUUUCCGAUCAAUUAUGAUCGUACUCAUGGUGAAGGUAUCGAUGCUGUUUGGUUAUAUAAUUCCCAAACGAUCAGAAAUCAGCUUUCGGGAAAGCCCACUUUUUCAUGA
This is a messenger RNA of Adineta ricciae, 612 nucleotides long. NCBI's taxonomy places the organism in Eukaryota, Metazoa, Rotifera, Eurotatoria, Adinetida, Adinetidae. The record is from the annotation of a GenBank genome assembly.